Messenger RNA from Gavia stellata (red-throated loon), 7042 nucleotides. RefSeq names its product PH domain and leucine rich repeat protein phosphatase 1 (gene PHLPP1). Gene Ontology annotation, molecular function: protein binding. The record is from RefSeq and is a predicted model, not a curated record. Lineage: Eukaryota; Metazoa; Chordata; Aves; Gaviiformes; Gaviidae.
AUGGUCUCCAACGAGCAGCUCACCCGGGCUGAGUGCCUGGGUUCUGCACUGAGACAGCCAACAGGGAGAAUACAUCGGAUUGGAAAGAGUGGAACGGGCAUGGCCACUGAACCUGCAAAAUCAUUUCAGGUAUGCUGCCAGGUGGCUAUUAGCCAGCGAUUACUGCUAAGCACUGACGUUCCUCGUGAGGUGCAGCUCAACGGCGGGCGCGCGGCGCGAGGGCACCGGCGGAAUGCUCCCCGCUGCUACGUAAUCCCCCCCGGGACGCGGCGCCGCGCUCCGCUCGGCACCCCCCGCGCCGCGGGGCCGCCGAGCGGCGCUCCCAGCAGGGCGGCGGCGGCGGCAUCCCCGGCCCCGCGGGCAAUGGAGCCCGCGCAACAGCGAGCGAGAGAAGCCCCAUCGGCGGGCAGCGGGCGGGGGGAGCCGGAGAGCAGCUCCCCGGGCAGGAGGAGCCAGGCAGCUCCCGGCGCGGAGAGCGGCGUGGAGCCGUCGGGCGGCGGCGGGCAGCUGGACGGCAGAGGAGCCGGCGGCCCGCGGCGGAGGCGAGGGGCAGCCGGCGGCUUCGCUCCCCCCGCGGCGCUGGCGGCCGGCGGGACGCCGGCGGCCCCCGGCGGGGCCGGCAACGCCAACUCCCUGCUCCUGCGGCGGGGGAGGCUGAAGAGGAACCUCUCUGCCGCCGCCUCCGCGCCCGCCGCCGCUGCCCCCGCCGCCUCGCUGGGCACCCGCAGCUUGGACAGGAAAGCGCUGCUGCUGAAGCCGCCCCGGCAGCUGCAGCCCCUGCAGCCCCCGGAGCGGGACUGGGUGCGGCGGGACCUGCAGCGGGGCUGCGUCCACGUCUACGAGCGCCACAUGAACUGCUACCUGCGGCCGGUGCUCUGCACCCUGGAGACCACGGCGGCCGAGGUGGCCGCCCGGCUGCAGCAGCUCGGCCACCGGGGCGGCAGCAGCGUGGUGCGGGUGCUGGGCAAGGCGGGCGCGCCGCCGCAGCCCCCGCCCGAGCCGGCGGCGGCUCCCGCCGAGGCGCCGCCCGAGCCGGUGGCGGAGGGGCAGCGGCCGCAGCCGGAGGAGAGGCCGAGGAGCCGGCGGGGGACGCGGAGCGGGCUGGCCGGAGGAGCCUGCGGGGAAGCGGCGCGGCCCGGCCGCUUGCCACUGGGCGGCAGCGCCGAGGAGAGUGACUUGGCCGGCGGCCGGCCGAGCCCGGCGCCCUCCGACUUCAGCCCCGGGGCGCCGCCGGCCGACCUGUACCUGGCGGGGCCGCCGCUCUCCUGCCCCUCCCUCCUGGGAGAGCUGGGGCCGGCCGGCUCCGACACCGAGAGCUUCAGCCCCAGCGCCGAGAGCGUCUCCGACCGGCUGGAUCCCUACAGCAGCGGCGGCGGCGGCGGCUCGUCCUCCUCGGAGGAGCUGGAGGUGGAGCCGGUGGUGCCCCCCGACGGGGUGGAAGCAGGCGCGGGGCCGGGCCGGGGCCCCCCCUGCCCAGGGGAGCUGCCCCCGGGGCGGGCAGGUGGGGCGCCGGCCGGCGCGGCCGGCGGGCGGGAGCUGCCGGCGGGGGCCGCGCCGCCGGGGCCGCCCGCCCUGUACGUGCAGCUCCACGGGGAGACCAGCCGGCGGCUGGAGGCCCACGAGAAGCCGCUGCAGAUCCAGAACGACUACCUCUCCCAGCUGGGCUUCCGGGACCUGUGGCGGGUGCAGGAGGAGGGCAUGGACUCGGAGACCGGCUGCCUCAUACGCUUCUACGCCGGAAAGCCCCACAGCAUUGGCAGCUCCGAACGGAUUCAGCUCUCAGGAAUGUACAAUGUUCGAAAAGGGAAAAUACAUUUGCCAGUCAACAGAUGGACAAGACGCCAAGCUAUCCUUUGUGGAACAUGCCUAAUUGUCUCAUCAGUAAAAGAAAGCCAGACUGGGAAGAUGCAUGUCCUCCCUUUAAUUGGUGGAAAAGUGGAAGAAGUGAAAAAGCACCAGCACUGUUUAGCAUUUAGCUCCUCUGGACCUCAAAGCCAGACCUACUACAUUUGUUUUGAUAACUUCACUGAAUAUUUGCGAUGGCUUCGACAAGCAUCAAAGGUUGCAUCACAACGCAUAAGCUCAGUGGAUCUUUCAUGCUGCAGCCUGGAGCACCUGCCUGCCAACUUGUUUUAUAGCCAAGACCUCACUCAUCUCAAUUUAAAGCAGAACUUCCUGAGGCUAAACCCUAGCCCAUCCACAAGUAGAGCGCUCAGUGACUUACAAAGAUUUACCAAGUUGAAGAGCCUUAACCUUUCCAAUAAUAACUUAGGAGACUUCCCACUGGCAGUCUGCAGUAUCCCAACCCUGACUGAACUCAACGUGUCCUGCAAUGCCCUCAGAAGCGUUCCAGCAGUUGUAGGCGAGAUGCACAACUUGCAGACAUUUUUGCUGGAUGGCAACUUUCUCCAGUCCCUUCCUGAUGAAUUAGAGCAUAUGCAUCAGCUCAGCUAUGUGAGCCUGUCCUUCAAUGAGUUCACCAGCAUUCCAGGGGUGCUGGAGAAGCUGACUGCCAUGGAUAAGCUCUGUAUGUCAGGAAACUGCAUGGAUACCCUCAACCUUCAGGUGUUAAAAAGGAUGCCUCACAUUAAACAUGUGGAUCUAAGAUUGAAUUCAAUUAGGAGAUUGGAGGCUGAUGAAAUAGAUUUUCUGCAUCAUGUGACCCAACUGGAUCUCAGAGACAACAAACUUGGGGAGCUGGAUGCAACAGUUUUUAACAAUGUCGAAGUGUUACACUGUGAACGGAAUCAACUGGUAACCCUCAAAAUCAGUGGAUAUUUUCUCAAAGCGCUGUACGCUUCCUCAAAUGAACUUGUUCACCUUGAUGUGUAUCCAGUUCCUAAUUGCCUGGCUUAUAUGGAUAUUUCUAGAAAUCACCUGGAAAACCUGCCUGAGUGGGUAUGUGACAGUAGGAAACUGGAAGUGUUGGAUGUUGGCCACAAUCAGAUAUGUGAGCUGCCUGCCCGGUUGUUUUACAAUAGUAGCUUGCGUAAGCUGCUGGCAGGACAUAACAUGUUAGGAAGGCUACCAGAUCGGCUCGAGCGAACACAAGUGGAGGUCCUGGACGUGCAACACAACCAGCUCCUAGAACUGCCAUCUAACCUGCUUUUGAAAGCAGACAGCCUGAGAUUUCUUAAUGCCUCUGCCAACAAACUGGAAAUGCUUCCUCCAGCCACUCUUUCUGAAGAAACCCAUAGCAUCUUACAGGAGUUGUAUUUGACCAACAACAACCUCACAGAUAAAUGCGUACCCUUGUUAACAGGCCAUCCACACCUGAAAAUCUUGCACAUGGCUUACAAUCGCCUACAGAGCUUCCCUGCGAGCAAAAUGGCCAAGCUGGAAGAGUUGGAGGAAAUUGAUAUUAGUGGGAACAAACUGAAAGCCAUUCCAACAACCAUCAUGAACUGCAGACGUAUGCAUACUGUAAUUGCUCACUCCAACUGCAUCGAAGUCUUCCCAGAAGUCAUGCAGCUUUCUGAAAUAAAGUGCGUGGACCUAAGCUGCAAUGAACUGAGUGAAAUCACAUUGCCUGAAAACCUGCCUCCAAAACUACAAGAGCUGGACCUGACUGGAAAUCCCAGAUUAGCCUUGGAUCACAAAAGUCUCGAGCUGCUGAACAAUAUCCGUUGCUUCAAGAUCGACCAGCCCUCAGCCGGCGAUGCCUCAGGAGCGCCGGCGGUGUGGAGUCACGGUUACACAGAAGCGUCGGGGGUUAAGAACAAGCUGUGUGUGGCAGCGCUGUCGGCCAAUAACUUCUGCGACAACCGGGAGGCACUUUAUGGUGUUUUUGAUGGUGACCGCAACGUGGAAGUGCCGUAUCUGCUGCAGUGCACAAUGAGCGACAUCUUAGCAGAAGAGCUGCAGAAAACAAAAAAUGAGGAGGAAUACAUGAUCAACACUUUCAUCGUUAUGCAGAGGAAACUUGGAACAGCUGGACAAAAACUUGGAGGCUCUGCUGUCCUUUGCCAUAUAAAACAUGAUCCCAUGGACCCUGGUGGAUGCUUCACGCUAACCUCAGCAAACGUGGGGAAGUGCCAAACCGUUCUCUGCCGGAAUGGGAAACCUCUGCCUUUGUCCAGGUGUUACAUGAUGAGUUGUGAAGAAGAGCUGAAGAGGAUUAAGCAGCAUAAGGCCAUUAUCACAGAGGAUGGCAAAGUGAAUGGUGUGACGGAUUCAACAAGAAUCUUGGGGUACACCUUCCUUCACCCAAGUGUUGUGCCGCGUCCUCAUGUCCAGUCCAUCACCUUAACUCCACAAGAUGAGUUCUUCAUUCUGGGGAGCAAGGGGCUGUGGGACAGCCUCUCAAUGGAUGAAGCAGUGGAGGCAGUCAGAAAUGUGCCUGAUGCGCUGGCAGCCGCGAAGAAGCUUUGCACUUUGGCCCAGAGUUACGGCUGCAACGACAGCAUCAGCGCUGUCGUGGUUCAGCUCAACGUGACGGAGGACAGCUUCUGCUGCUGUGAACUUAACGGGGUCCCACCCCCCAGCCCAGGCAUUUUCCCCCAGUCUGUCAACGUGGUCAUCAAGGACAGGCCAACAGAUGCACUUGGGAUGCCGUCUUCGAGCAGUGGCAUGGCUUCGGAGAUCAGCAGCGAGAUCUCCACCUCUGAAAUGAGCAGUGAGGUGGGGUCCACGGCUUCUGACGAGCCUCCCCAGGUAGCCAUGAACGAGAACAGCCCAGCUUACCCGGGGGAACAGCGCUGCAUGCUGCACCCCAUCAGCCUGUCCAAUUCUUUCCAACGGCAGCUCUCCAGCGCCACCUUCUCCAGCGCCUUCUCCGACAAUGGCCUUGACAGUGACGAUGAGGAGCCGAUUGAGGGGGUGUUCACCAACGGCAGCCGCGUGGAAGUGGAGGUGGACAUCCACUGCAGCCGAGCAAAGGAGAAGCAGUUUCUCCAAGUGCCAGUGGAAGCCAGCGACGAAGGUAUCGUCAUCAGUGCCAAUGAAGAUGAGCCCGGCCUUCCCAGGAAAGCUGAAUAUUCUGCCACAGGCACAAUAGGGCGCCGGCGGGGUAACGGUUCUGUGGCGCCACAAGAGAGGAGCCAUAACUUAAUUGAAGUUGCAACGGAUGCGCCGCUCAGAAAAACAGGGGGCUACUUCGCUGCUCCAGCGCAGCCCGAUCCUGACGACCAGUUCAUCAUCCCACCGGAGCUUGAAGAAGAAGUCAAGGAGAUUAUGAAGCAGCACCAGGAGCAACAACAGCAGCAGCAGCAGCGGCAGUAUCCGAUGGACCACCUGGCAGACUAUUAUGAUACACCACUAUGACCCACUCUAUUUACUGCUCAGAAAUAAACUAACAAACAAGGAGACUUGAGUGCGGGACCCAGUGGGCUCGCAGUACAGCAGGGGUUUUCCUUAUCCUUUUCCUUUAUAUACUUCCUUUUCCUUAUCCUGCCACUACAGAUAACUGCAGCUUUUCAGUUUGUUAGGUUUAAUAUUCAUUGACUUUCUUCUAGAGACGCUUGACCGGUAAAGUUUAAAAUAGUUAACCUUCCCGUAACAUAUCAAGUGUAAAAAUAAAAAAAUAAUAAAAAAAAAAUAAAAAGGUUUAAUAUAUUGCUGAGAAACAGAUGAUGAUGUAAUAUUUUUUAAAAUGGCUUGUUUGUUUUGUUUGAAAAGCAGGGCAGUAGCCAGUGCUAAAUGAUUUAAGUAAUAUUGUAAUACUGUAUUUCUUUGAGAGAAAAGGCUUUUUUUUGGUCUUGAAAAUGAUAGACAUUUGUAGAAUAUGGAGACUAACUCCUAGGAGUUGCUUUACUCUUUCAGGUGACUUAAGUCACUGAGAUUCACUAAUUUUCUCUGAGAGAACAGUUGAUUGGGGAAUUCCUGUAAAUAGCUCAGUGUUGUAUAGUGACGCUUACAUGUUUUGUAGCCUUGGCAUUAAGGACACAACCUGAAAAACUGACCUUUUUUCUUAAGUGACUCUUUGGGCCAUGGUCAUUGAGCGUAACAGACUGAGUGGCUGUGUACAAGUUAGCUAGAGCUGAGAUGGUGUAGACCAUUUAAAGAAACCCACUUUUUCCUCUGGUUUCUUUCUUUCCUUACUUUUACAGACACAUUUUGUUUGUGUUCCUUACUGCUGCCACAACCAGCAUGAUUGUAUAGAGCUCAUUUGCUGUAGAACAUUUACAUACCAAGAGUUAUAUUAAAGCCGAAUGCACAAAUGAACAUGUCAUAAUUUUUGUUAUAAUAAAUAUGAAAUUUACACCUGAUGUCUGCUUUUAUAUCUGAAUAGCUGAGCAGCAGCUUUCAAACAGUAGCUUGCUGUGGUUCAUCAGCGUGCUGCUCAGUUUAAACAAAGAAGCGUUGAAACUUUUUAGGCUCGAUCACAUUUUUACACUAGCUGCAGAAGCUCACGUGUAUUUUAGAAUUUAAAGGCCACACAAAAUGGCCUUUAAAAGAUUCGAAACAACUCUCUGAGGAGUUGACCUGCUUCUUUUUUUCUUUCUCAGUACUAAUUUAGCACUAUUGAUUUGCCCUUUGCCACAGUAUUGACAUGCCAGAAGACUGAAGAGGAGCGGUGCUCUGGCUCUGUCCCACUGGGACCGCGUAACUGAAGAUAGAAAUGAUGAAGGGAUAGUGCGGGCUAAGAAAAGGGAGAAAGAAAACAUUGGAUAUGGAAAGAAGAGGGGAAAACAGAGAAGGUGAAAAAGUGAACUCAAAAGCUGCCUACGUAAACUCACAUUUGCUCGAAUGCGUUGAAUGAACAUGAGUUCAAUGGCAGUUUGACUUUAGUAGCAAAAGGGUGGUUUUUGUGAUUCCUGUGGGAAAGGAGCAACACCCUUUUUCAAUAUUGCCUCCAACCAACUACUCCAUUUUACUUGUCACUGUUUAAAAAGCUGGAUUAGUGCGUAAUCACAAGAGUGUCUUCGUCCUGCUUGACAUUUGGUCUGUAUUUUGGGAGAGGACUCUGCUAACAGGCUGUUGUCCUUAUUCUAUUCUAGGGUGAAAUAGCCAAGUUAGGACAAGAUUGCUGUUAACAAGAGAUUUUGAGUUUCUUCUCUUUAAAUAGUAACAGUAGAGGAGCAAACAUAAAAAUACCUGGUUU